Messenger RNA from Naumovozyma castellii, 3945 nucleotides. It is a transcript of the gene BNR1, whose product is annotated as formin BNR1. Bases 1 to 3945 code for a protein of 1314 amino acids. NCBI's taxonomy places the organism in Eukaryota, Fungi, Ascomycota, Saccharomycetes, Saccharomycetales, Saccharomycetaceae. The record is from RefSeq and is a predicted model, not a curated record. The transcript has a single exon.
AUGGAUGAGCGGUUAUCACUUUUACAAAAUCAAAAAAGCCCAAAUACCUAUCCUAAGGCCGAAUCACACUUUAAAAUGAUCAACCGAAAGAUAAUUCCUCUAGAAACUCAAGAAACCAAGGGGACCCAUACUGAAGAAUUAGUACACACCGGCUUAACUUUGGCUGGAAAAGGACUUCAAACAUCUAAGUCACAAUCGCAAGUGUUCACGCGUUAUUCUUUUAAAAUGAAGAACAAGAAUUUUUCAGCUGAUGAUGUUCACGCUCACAAUUCAUCUAAUCGCAUAGAAACAAGCAACUCCAAAGAACAAUUUAAUCCAAAGAACCUCCCCACCAACGAGACAAUAGAUAAAUAUUUUAAUGAACUACUGGAAGGUGGUACCUUUUUUUGGGGUUCUGCCCAAAAGAAUUUACAGACAAUGACAUAUAAAAGGAAAUGGGAAUUGAUAUGCAAGAUGAAUCAAACUGAUGCAGAGACGACAACUUCGAGUCUACCUCCAACCAAAGAUGUAGAAAAUGCAAUUAAGAAACUGAAUACUCUUGUCGCUUCUCCAAAAAACCUUUCUAAAAGCCUAUAUCAACUGGAAAGAAUGUUACGUCAAACUAAUAUAUGUCAAAUAUUCCAUAAUCGGAGAAAGAUUGAAAUCUUAGUAAAGUGGAUUCCACAAGUUGGUAAAGAUGACUUGUAUGUGUUUCUCCGAUGUUUCAAAACGAUGAUGAAUAAUGCCGAUAUUAGAAUAUCCAUGCUUGAUUAUCCUGAACUACUGUCAUAUUUAUGUUCGCUAGUCUCCUCAGAGUCAACAUCUUUAAGAUGUCGUCUCCAAGCCUCAGAUAUACUACUGCUGUUAACUUACAUUGAUAACCAUUCCGGUUAUGAGGUGGUUUGGAAGCAGUUGAGGCCACAUAUAGCUGAAUGGUUGACAAAUUCAUCAAAACUACUUUCCAGCCCCGAAGAGGCAACAACUGAAGUCAACGAUGUGAAUGCUUCGUUAUUCUUCCCCAAAAUGGACAUGCUGAUAUCAGAUUAUUUUUCAUCUAUGCUCUUUCUUAUUAACUCAAUUGUUCAAGGUUUCCAAUCCUUUACUACUAAAAAGAAUAUAUUAGCUGAAUUGAAAAGGAGUGAGGUUUAUACUUUACUAUAUCUAUUAGAAGAUAUUGAUUGCAAUGUUAUACAAGAACAAGUUAAGUUAUUCAAGGAUACAGAAGAAAAUAUUUUAGAAGUAACUUCAAGAGAAUCUGGAGUCCAUAUCGAUAGUCCAUAUGGAUCGAUAUUACAGCAAUUAACUAAUCUGACGAGUAAUACUCAAUUGGAACCACAAAUAAAUUCUUUGCUAGAUCUAAUAUUAAAAUCAGUGAACAAAAAGACUUAUUCAGAGUCUUCGAAACUGUUGCAGUUCAUGGAAUCAUUUUUACAAUACUCUCUGGAUAAUUCAAACCAUAACCAUUAUGAGCAUCCAGAAACACUUUUCCAGGAAUCUGUUAAUAAUUUGAUGGAUUCAUUACAAUCGGACGAAAUUGCAAAGAGGGCAAUGUUGGAAUUAGAUGAGAAGCAAAGUCAAAUGAACAUACUAUCCAAUCAAUUAACUAAACUACGUAAUGAAAAGACAAUGGAUAAGAGCGAUAUUCUCGAUCAACUAAAACAAGUAACAGAUCUAUUGGAAUCGAAGGAUAGAGAACAGGAAAAACUGAUAUUAAAAGCUAAGUCAUUGGAAGAUAGUCUAAGAGAAGAGAAACGCAAGUAUGAUCAGUACGUUGCCCAUAAUAGAUAUAACGAAUCUAAUAAAAAGCUUUCCUCAGUGUUUAUAAACAUGAAGAAUCAUCCUGAAGAAAAAGACAAGAAUUUUAAACGCAAUCCUUCAAUUUCCUUACUGAAAAGCCACCGAAUGGAAUCGUUAUCAUCUUUGAUAAAAAAUCCACCAACUAGUUUAAAAGAUCAUUCCUCUGAUGAUCAUUUACUUCAGUUUCCUGCAAGUUCCCCGACCCUUAAUAUCAAAAAUUCUAGACUUUAUUCAACUGAGAUGGGGUCUCGUGAAACCAUAGCAGAUUCCUUUUCAGUAGACUCUGAUUUUUCCAACUCUAACUCAGAUAUCUUUAAUUCAAGUAUUUCCUUAACAUCGACACUUCUUUCACCGAUUGUUCAAUUUCCUCCACAACCUCCUCCACCGUUUGGACAAGAAAGUACAACAACUCUACCAGAACAGCAACAACUUCCUCCGCCACCACCUCCGCCUCCCCCACCUUUCUUAAAUGGAAAUAUACCAACGGCUCCUGGUCCUCCUCCGCCUUUUUUAACUGAAAACGCAAAUACUUCAACUGUUCCACCACCGCCACCUCCUCCACCACCUCCUCCACCACAAUUUUCUUCAAAUAGUACCCCAGGCAUUGUUCCUCCCCCGGCACCACCAUUACCUGAUGUUUCGAAUAGUCUGCCCGUACCUAAACUAUCUGAGACAAAGAAAAUAAAACAGAUUCAUUGGGAAAAAAUUGAAGAUAUUGAAAACACCUUUUGGGAUAACGAGCAGGAGAGAGAAGAAACUGUUACUGAGCUUCGCCAUAUGGGUAUAUUUAAGCAAAUUGAGGAUAUUUUUAAGAUGAAGAAUGUAUCUGUAAUAAUGAAAAAGAAGAAAGUUGUCUCCAGUAGUACUGAAUUAAUUUCAUUUUUAUCGAGAGACUUGGCUCAACAAUUUGGUAUUAAUUUGCAUAUAUUUGUCCAAUUGUCAGAAGAUGAGCUGGUUUCAAAAGUUUUACGUUGUGACGAUGAUAUUCUUGAAAAUGUCAGUGUCCUAGAAUUUUUUUGUAAAGAGGAAAUGACGCAUAUUAAUCCAAGUUUAGUAAGACAUUUGACACCAUAUAGCACUGAUUAUAUGAAUCCUGAAUCAGUACCGACUAAAAAUCCAGACGAGUUGCAAAGAGCAGAUAAGAUAUUUUUGAAACUAUCAUUUAAUUUAAGAUCGUACUGGAAUGAAAGAUCUCAAUGCUUAUUACUCUUAUGUACCUAUGAAAAGGAUUAUUAUGAUUUACUUUACAAACUGCAAAAGAUUGAUGAUGCAUUACAAAGAAUAUACCAUUCCGAAAGAUUUAAAAACCUCCUCUACAUCAUUGUUGAAAUUGGGAAUUUCAUGAAUACUAGACCGGUGUCCGGUAUUAGGUUAAGUGCGUUAAAUAAAUUGGCUUUUAUUAAAUCCAACAAUGACAAUAAUGUAUCAUUCUUACAUUACAUUGAAAGGGUAAUUCGAAUUCAUUAUGCGGAUGUUUAUGGAUUUAUUGAUGACCUUCACAAAGUGGAGGAACUAGGUAAAAUAUCAAUGGAUCAAGUUGCUCUACAAUGUGAAGAAUUUUGUUCCAAGAUUGACAAAAUGGUGUUUAAUAUUACCAAAGGUAAAUUGUCAGAUCCUCUUAAACUACAUCCAGAUGAUCAAAUUUUGAAAAAAGUGAAAUAUAAGAUAAAUAGGGCCAGAACAAAAGGAGAACUGUUAGGUGAUCAUUUUAAGUUGAGUAAUAACGAUUUCGAAAAAGUAAUGAGAUACUAUGGUGAAGAUCCAACUGAUGUAGAAUCCAAAAGUGUAUUUUUCCAAACUUUUGUGGAAUUUUCAACUCUAUUUAAGAAAUGUGCGAAGGAGAAUAUGGAAAGGGAAGAAGCUGAAAGAGUAUAUGCCCAGAGAAAGAAGAUUAUGGAGGCUUCGACACGGAAAGAUAGUGAUGUAGACUCGGGUACCGAUAACAUUGAUGGUGAAAACACUGCGGUAGACUCCUUGCUUGCUCAACUUCGUGGAGUCGAUAAGAAGCCAGAACCCUUACGUACGCGAAAGAGCGUUAAAGUAGUGACGAUCAAGUCUGGCGAAUCACUUCCCGUACCGGACGAGGAGAAGGAGAACAAAACGGUAACUGGUGAUGAAAAGCUGUUAGAGAGGACACAGGCUAUGUUAAAUGACAUACAAAACAUCUAA